Messenger RNA from Vigna unguiculata (cowpea), 1594 nucleotides. Its product is annotated as UDP-glycosyltransferase 83A1-like. Lineage: Eukaryota; Viridiplantae; Streptophyta; Magnoliopsida; Fabales; Fabaceae. The record is from RefSeq and is a predicted model, not a curated record. Gene Ontology annotation, molecular function: calcium ion binding; quercetin 7-O-glucosyltransferase activity; quercetin 3-O-glucosyltransferase activity.
AUGAAUGCAUAAUUAACCUCAGAAAUCAGAAUCAACAGAAACCAAAUAAUGGGAAUUCCAACUGUGUUAGCUUUACCAUAUGCAGCACAAGGGCAUGUGAAUCCCAUGAUGACGUUCUCACAGAAGUUGGUUGAGAAUGGAUGCAAAGUAAUUUUUGUGAACACAGAGUUUAACCACAGGAGAGUGGUGAGUUCCAUGGUGGAGCAACAAGAUGAAGAAUCAGUGCUGAAGUUGGUAUCAAUCCCUGAUGGUUUAGGACCUCAUGAUGACAGAAACGAUCAGGCCAAGCUUUGUGAGGCCAUUCCAAAAACCAUGCCAGAAGCACUUGAGAAGCUCAUAGAGGAUAUUCAUGUAAAAGGUGAGAGUAGAAUCAACCUCAUUGUUGCAGAUUUGUGCAUGGCUUGGGCUUUGGAUGUUGGAAGGAAAAUGGGAAUCAGAGGAGCAGUGUUGUGUCCAGCAUCAGCAACUAUUUUCACCUUGCUGCAUAGCGUCCCUAUGCUUAUUCAUGAUGGCAUUGUAGACUCUGAUCUAGGAUUAACAUCAACGACAGACAGAAGAAUUCGGAUUUCGCCAUGUAUGCCUGAGAUGGACACAGAAGACUUUUUCUGGUUGAAUAUGGGUGAGCCAAAAACUGGUAAAAAAGUGCUCAAGUAUUUGCUGUAUUGUGCAGAACAUAUUCAUUUGACAGAAUGGUGGCUUUGCAACACCACACCUGAACUUGAACCUGGGACAUUAUUGUACAUGCCGAAGAUCCUCCCAAUUGGGCCAUUGUUGAGGAACAAUGAUAAUGAUAAUAACAAAAGUGCAACUACAAAAUCAAUGGGACAAUUCUGGGAGGAAGAUCACUCUUGCAUGAGUUGGCUAGAUGAACAAGCUCAUGGUUCUGUGGUGUAUGUUGCAUUUGGAAGUUUCACUCUUUUUGACCAAAACCAAUUCAAUGAACUUGCCCUAGGACUAGACCUCACCAACAGAACUUUUCUUUGGGUUAUAAGAGAAGACAAUAAAAUGGAAUACCCUACAGAAUUCAAAGGGCACAAAGGUAAGAUAGUGAGUUGGGCUCCUCAACAAAAGGUUUUAAGCCACCCUGCCAUAGCCUGUUUUGUGACUCAUUGUGGUUGGAACUCUACCAUGGAAGGUUUGUCCAAUGGGGUACCUUUCUUGUGUUGGCCAUACUUUGGAGACCAACUUUCCAACAAAACACAUAUUUGUGAUGAGUUAAAUGUUGGAUUGGGGAUUGACAAAGAUAAAAAUGGAGUUGUAUCACGAGAGGAAUUGAAAAAUAAAGUGGAACAGUUCUUUAAUGAUGAUGAGAACAUGAAAUCUAGGUCUAUGGUGUUAAAGGAGAAAGUGUUGAACAACAUAGCAAAAGGAGGAACAUCCUAUGAGAAUCUUAAGAAGUUUGUGAAGGAGAUAGAAGAAUAAGAGUUGACAUUGUGUGAAUAUGUUAACUCUAGAUCUGGAUUAGUGUGUUUGUAUACCAUGUAGUUUAUGUAUUUCAUAUGCAGUUAUCUUCGGCUCAAGUUUAGCUUUUAAUUACUAAUGAAUUAUUUGCUUGUGAUAAAAAGAAUGUAACAAAUUUAUGACCAUGUGUAAA